UCCCGUUGAAGCAAUAGACGGGGCGGGUUUUCGGUAUAUUGCGGGGGUCUGGGACGCAUCCCCGUUAAAUAGGGGUGGGAAAACUGAGGCCGGCCGAGGAGGGAGCGGCGUUGGGCGGCAGCUCAGUCACCUUGUGAACUCUGCUGAAAGAGCAACCCCUGUGCACCAUCGGCACCACGCACAGAUCGCGCGACGAGAGAAUUAAAGAAAAACGCAAAUUUGUCAUUCCGAAGUUUUAUCAUAUAUCGGCUCAAUUUUCGGAUUGUCCGCCUCAUCAACCAGCCUAGAGAUGAGGGAGGGCCGGAGGAGCUAAGAGAGAUGUGAAAUAUUCUAGAUAUGUGGGGAUACACAACAUUGGUGCUCGCCAGCGCGCACCUCGCGCUCGGAUUCUCUUGCGUUUGUUCCCCGAGUGAAUGCGAACCCCUGGCAGAAGACGAUUGCCCACCAGGGGUCGGUACUGUCUGGGACCCCUGCGGCUGCUGUAGGGUCUGCGCUAGAACGGAAAACGAGCCUUGCGGCGGCCCCUACGGCUUCUACGGCACUUGCGGUUCAGGUCUGGAAUGUGUCGUCUCUGACGUCAUGUCUGAAGGUGUCGAAGGGACAUGCAAAAGGGUUCCCGGAACGGACGUACAUUGUAAUUCGCCGGAAAACGUAUCCGGCUGCAAUGUCAUAUCGGGCACGUGUCGCUGCGGAUCUGCGCCAGUCUGCCCCGGUGAGACCUCACCGUACACAUUCCACGAUCACAACGAGUGUUCCAUCAACUUGGAUGUGAUGAAGGAGCAUGCGAGACAGCGUGACAUUGAAGACUUAAAAAAUGGGUUACCAAUAUCACUGUGAAGUGGAUAACAAUUACAGUGAUAAGGGAUGAAAUAUGUAUGUACAAUUUUUUAUUGACAUAAUUAUGAACUCUAAAAAAUAAUCAGGAACUGUUUUGCCAACAAGAUGAUUUUUACAAAAUUAUUCA
This is a messenger RNA of Cimex lectularius (bed bug), 964 nucleotides long. RefSeq names its product insulin-like growth factor-binding protein 7. Gene Ontology annotation, molecular function: insulin-like growth factor binding. Gene Ontology annotation, biological process: regulation of signal transduction; regulation of cell growth. The transcript is spliced from 4 exons. NCBI's taxonomy places the organism in Eukaryota, Metazoa, Arthropoda, Insecta, Hemiptera, Cimicidae. The record is from RefSeq and is a predicted model, not a curated record. The coding region runs from base 337 to 837 and encodes 166 amino acids. Gene Ontology annotation, cellular component: extracellular region.